This is a messenger RNA of Gossypium arboreum, 1916 nucleotides long. Its product is annotated as ultraviolet-B receptor UVR8. NCBI's taxonomy places the organism in Eukaryota, Viridiplantae, Streptophyta, Magnoliopsida, Malvales, Malvaceae. The transcript is spliced from 9 exons. Bases 263 to 1690 code for a protein of 475 amino acids. The record is from RefSeq and is a predicted model, not a curated record.
UUCUCUCGAAUUCGUUUCCUUGUUUCUUUUGAACUUAAUCAAAGUUUUAUCGAAUUAUAAACGCGAUCAUUGACUCCAGAAAUUGUCAGAAUCUUUUCUUUUUAAAGUCUCCUUUCCUUUCCUGCAUUUUCACGUAAACCAAACGGAUAUUAUAUCAUCAUCAUUGUCCUUUUUACCUUAUUAACUUAAAAGCACUUGGCUUUUCGUGCGGGUUUCUUACUUUUCUUUUCCUUUCCUCCAUUUUCCCACCUACCAAACUAAGAUGGAUAUUGAAACAAUUAUGGGUGAAACGAUGACCCGUUCUCAGAAUAUUCCAACAAAGAGUGCAAUUUAUGUGUGGGGAUAUAAUCAUAGUGGCCAGACUGGUAGGAGAGGGAAAGAACAACACUUGAGGAUCCCUAAACAGCUAUCGCCCGAUCUCUUUGGGUGUCCGGCGGGGGCAAAUUCCCGCUGGCUGGAUAUUGCUUGCGGCCGUGAGCAUACUGCGGCGGUGGCCUCAGAUGGGUCAUUAUUCACGUGGGGUGCUAAUGAGUUUGGACAACUGGGAGAUGGCACUGAGAAGGGGAGGAAAAACCCAAAGAAAGUAAAGCAAUUGCAGAUGGAGUUUGUGAAAUUUGUAUCUUGUGGGGCACAUUGCACAGCUGCUAUUGCAGAACCUCGUGAAAAUGAUGGGACUAUCUCAAAAAGGAGACUCUGGAUUUGGGGACAAAAUCAGGGAUCAAAUUUACCUCGUUUAUUUUGGGGUGCAUUCACUCCUAACAUGGUUAUCCGUCAAGUGUCCUGUGGAGUGGCCCAUGUAGUUGCUUUAUCAGAGGAAGGCCUACUACAGGCUUGGGGCUAUAAUGAGUAUGGUCAGCUAGGCAGAGGCGUUACUUCCGAAGGAUUACAGGGUGCUCGUGUGAUAAAUGCAUAUGCAAAAUUCCUGGAUGAGGCUCCUGAGCUUGUGAAGAUUACCCAAGUGUCAUGUGGGGAGUACCACACUGCAGCUGUUUCUGAAAAAGGCGAGGUCUAUACUUGGGGUCUAGGAAACAUGGGUCAACUUGGACACAGUUCCCUUCAAUCUGGUGAUAAAGAGCUCCUGCCAAGGAGAAUAGUUGCUCUGGAUGGUAUAUGCAUUAAGGAUGUUGCUUGUGGUGGGGUACAUACAUGUGCUUUAACUUCAAAGGGAGCACUUUAUGCGUGGGGUGGUGGUCAAGUAGGACAGCUAGGCCUUGGCCCUCAAACAGGAUUCUUUUCAUGCAACCCUAAUGAUUCAUUCUUUCGUAAUAUCCCUGCUUUGGUUGUUCCCACCGGUGUCCAGCUUGUUGCUUGUGGACAUUCUCACACACUUAUUUGUUUGAGAGAUGGAAGAAUUAAUGGAUGGGGCUACAAUAGUUAUGGUCAGGCAGCAAAUCAGAAAUCUAUUUAUGCGUGGUAUCCUUCACCAGUUGACUGGUGCGUUGGUGAAGUGCGAAAACUAGCAGCUGGGGGUGGUCAUUCCGCUGUAUUGACUGAUGCAUGUUCUUUGAAAGAACUUUGCGAGUUUAGGCUUGCAGAGUGUGUGACCUUAUCAAAUGCUGCACAGAUAGGGGAUGUUGCUUCUCGAACUGGAGCAGAUGCUUUAGCACGUCUUUGCGAGAGACUGAGGGAACAUCAUCUUCAUGGUGGUGGUUUUGACGAUCAGGAUGACAUCAAAAAUAUGAAGAGCUGACUGCUCGCUACGAAUUUCGUGUUGUGACCUUCAUUACCAACCUUAGAAUUGUAGGAUAAUUGUGAAUCAGUUCAAAAUCCAUCCAUUGUAUUGGUUAGAACAGUAUAGCAGAAAAACUAAAACAUGAACUCAAAUAACAGACUUGUUUAGUACGAGUUGGUAGAACUUGAAAGUUUGUAUGGCUUGAUAAUUGGAAGGCUUACAAACAAACAUUCACCCCUAACAA